AUGUCCGCACUCAAAGGAUUGAUGGGCAAGGCGUCGAACGACGUGCGGACUGAUCACAAUUGGAAUCGCAUUGCUCAGGUUGGCAAGACCGGCGCACGAGCCUUACCAUCAGGUUCAUUGCAAUACGUCCUGAACAAAGCUCCGAUCGUCUCUUGGCUGCCCAGAUACAACUGGCGAUGGCUGGUCAACGACUUGAUCGCUGGUAUUACCGUGGGUUUGAUGCUCAUUCCUCAGAGUCUUUCAUACGCCAAACUCGCCAAAAUCCCCGUUGAGAAUGGGCUUGCGGCGUCAUGGUUUCCAGGAGUUUUGUACGCCAUCAUGGGCACCACCAAAGAUCUAAGCACUGGUCCCACCUCGCUCAUCGGUCUUCUUACAUCGGAGCAAGUCGAUCAUUUCGCCCCUGAGGACGGAGACUCAUCCGUCACUCCUGCACAAGUUGCCUCUGCCAUGGCCUUGUGGAUGGGAGUUUUUGGUAUGAUCCUUGGAUUCCUCAACCUCGGCUUCCUGCUGGAUUUCAUAUCGCUUCCAGUCCUCUCUGGCUUCAUUUCCGCCGUAGCCAUGACUAUCAUACUGUCUCAGAUACCUUCUCUGCUGGGCGAAUCAAAGGGCACUGCAGACGACACUGCAGGGAAGAUUCAUGAUGUCUUCGCCAAGCUUCCAACCGCCAAUGGUUACGCCUGUGCGAUUGGCUUCACUGGACUUCUCUUUCUUACAGUAAUUGAGAAGUGUGGUAAGCGUUGGUCGGACAAGAACAAGUUCGUGUGGUUCAUGACAAUCACUCGGGCAUUCACUUGCUUGGUCCUCUAUACCGGCAUCAGCUACGCCGUCAACAAGAAGUACGACGACAACGACGACUAUCUCUUCAAUGUCGCUCAGGUCUCAGCCUCGGGCAUACCGAAGCCUGAGCUACCUCCCAGCAGCUUGAUCACUGCCCUCCCUGGACGUAGCAUCGCGGUGUUCAUCGGAGCUGCGAUAGAAAGUACUGCCAUCGCUCGAGGCUUCGCCGUGAGGAACAACUACAGCUGCGACCAGACUCAAGAGCUAGUGUAUUUUGGUAUCGUCAACUUUGCAAACUCAUGGUUUCACGCUAUGGGUGUCGGUGGAGCUAUGUCGCGCACAGCGGUAAACUCCGCUUGCAAGGUCAAGUCUCCUCUAUCAGGCAUCUUCACCACUGCCGUUGUCUUGAUCACACUCUACUUUAUCUCAGGAGCACUCUACUGGGUUCCUAGUUCGACACUCGCAGCAAUCAUCAUCUGUGCUGUCUGGCCUCUCAUCAGCUCACCGAAAGUGUUCUACACCUACUGGAAGACUUCUUUGGCCGACUUCAUUGCCUCAAUGAUUGCUCUCUGGGUCUGCCUAUUCGAAAGUACUGAAAUCGGAAUCGCCGCAGCAGUGGGAUUCAACAUCGUGUACAUCCUUCUCCGCCAGGUCUUCACACGUGUCACUCACGCGAGCGAUGACUCUCCUUUGGAACUGCAACAUCAGCUCGUGCCCAGUAACUCAUCGGCAGGUGCGGACGGCAUACCUGAGGGCAUCAGAGUCUUCCGCUUCAACGAGUCAUUCUUCUUCGCUAACGCAUAUCGCGUGGCCAACUCGAUGACUGAUGCUAUCAAGACUUACCACUCUCCGCAUCACAGCUCAUCCUUUGGCUCUGAAGCGGACAGGAACUGGUCUGUCGCAGGCGAAAAGCGCAUUGCACGACUUCGCCGCCGCGCUGGUAUCACAAACCCUUCCGAGCUGCCCCCGGUACAAGCUGUUAUUCUUGACUUCGCGAAAUGUAACCACAUCGACGCUACAGCUGUCACGCAGCUCAAGACUUUCCUCAAAGAGCUUUCAAAGUACGGCGGACCCAGUACGCAGUGCAGAUUUGUCGGCAUGACGAAAUAUGUGCGUGAGAGAUUCGAAAGAGCGGGAUUCCUCAUCCUGGAUGAAGAGGGUGGUGUCUCCCCAGCGCAAGCUACUGCUGCUGGAGAGGGUGCUGUUGCCGUGCGAGUUUAUCCUUCUGUGGCGCAAGCUAUCGCUGUGAGGCCAGAAUCACCAGAUGUCAUCGACUUUGAUGAGAAAGAGAAGAUGGACGUUGAUGUUGAGGAAGUUGAGAACAGGUCAAGGUAG
Cercospora beticola is the source of this 2112-nucleotide messenger RNA. RefSeq lists its product as uncharacterized. Gene Ontology annotation, biological process: transmembrane transport. The record is from RefSeq and is a predicted model, not a curated record. Gene Ontology annotation, cellular component: plasma membrane. Gene Ontology annotation, molecular function: sulfate transmembrane transporter activity. NCBI's taxonomy places the organism in Eukaryota, Fungi, Ascomycota, Dothideomycetes, Mycosphaerellales, Mycosphaerellaceae.